AUGGUGGUGGUGCGGCUCGGCCUUCGCCUUCGAUUCACGAAGGUGCCCGGCGUGCAGGGGGAGCGGGUGUUCCGCGACACGAUGACCGUGACAGACCCACACGACCACGGCUACCAGGACAUUAGCGACGUUGUGGAGAGGAAGCUUCGCUUCAUGGACGUUCCACCGUGCGACUUCACUGUCUUCCACAGGGACGGCAAGACGGGCGACACGGUCGUGGUGGACGACCCCUACUGGGGCGAGCUUUUGGCGACGUUGGUGGCGGAGGCGGCCGCGACAGCCGCAGGGCCGCAUAGAGGGACCGCGGCAGCCGACGGGGCUGCCGGUCAAGUUGAGGCGGAGGAGGAGGAGGAGGACGGCCCCAUCGUAGAGAAGGCCGUCGCGUUUGACGUGGAGGUGCGUCGCGAGCGGCCCUUGGAGCCGCCUUCAGGUGGUGCCCCGGCAGUGACUCUGCUGCCGCUGACCUCGGAGGCCCUUCAGGCCCAUACCACAGAUGGUGUGUGCCUUCCCAUUGCCGCCCUGACGUGUCCACCCAAGUACUCCAAUUUUUUUAUUCGUGGCGUGGUCAUUGCUAUGCGUUUCAAGACCCCAAAGCCCAGUGUGUCGGUGUGCGAGUUGGACCUCUGCGACCCGGUGGACCCACAGCAGCAAAUCAGCCUCAUGACGUUUGACGCUGCCGUGCAAAAGGCCAUCCGGGACAACCUGCGGAGCGAUCGCAAGCAGGUGGUGGAGCUGCGAAACGUGUAUGUUCGAGUCAAGAACGAAAUAGAUAGACGGUUUCAGACGAACGCGCAUCCCCUGCUGCUUCGUAUGGAUCGAGGUUCGAGAGUGGAGGUGGUGCAGGUGCUUCCACUCCCCGUCGCCCUACGUUCCGAGCAGGUGGUGACGGUGCGAGAGAACCUGCAGCCUGCCGGACUCGUCAACCUCAGUGAUCUUGCGGGUGCCUGUGACGCGUACAACGUGCACUCUAGCCCCGCUGCGCCAAAGGUGCACUCCUCGUUGGGCUCCUCCUCCUCCUCCUCCUCCGUGCAGAGCGGAGCCAGACGUACGAUGCUCUCCCUCUGCAGCGGUGCUUCCUCCGGUGCAAUACCGGUUUCUGGUGUGGUGCCGUCCCAGCUGGGCGAGCAGAUUAAGCGACAACAGGCGCAGUUUCUUGCCAAGCGGGGACGCGAAGACCCCGUGCACUGGGAGCCGGACACCAUUCGCGUAACCGCCAAGGAUGUGCGCAUGCGAGACGCCAUUAUGGAGCACGAGGCCUUUCAAGAGGAGAACAAAAAAGAUCGCAUCCGGCGGCGAAAGGAAGUCAGCCAAACUUGCAUUAUUUGUGGUGUCAACUGUGACAAUGAGGACACACUUCGGGUGGUGGAGGAUUUACUAAAAAACAGCACUCGCAACAUGGGACGGCAUAUCCCAUCGAUGGCGGAACUGCGUCACGCGUUAAGUGAUCACCGACGAACGCGAGAUGGGAAAGUGCAACAGCGUCUAACCUGUGCUCAACACUUUGUGGAUCUCCGCACACGCAGCGUACACGUGGUGCACUGUCGUUGCGCCCACCUCUGCACGAGUUAUCAGCGAGGGGCCGAGCUUGAGGACGUCGUCUUUUGCGAGUUGCCUAUGCAGACGUGUGAGUUGUGUGGAAUGCCUGGGGCGAGUGUGGCGUGCUAUCACCCCGACUGUCAUGAGAAGUAUCACACCGUGUGUGCCCUGUUUUCAGGCGGUUACGUGAACUUUGGAAUGAAGGACCCAUACCUCCCGUGUCCGGCCUGCCCGAGACACACACAAGUCGUCGUGACGGCGUCCGGCAAGGCGCCGCUGCUGAAUGGGCGAAGCACCUCCUCCUGGUGGGAAGAAGAUAAGGUGGUGUUUGACUCACGUGUGGUGGAGGACACGGACUUACGUGACCCGGACGAGAAUGAGGGGGCUUAG
Trypanosoma conorhini is the source of this 1926-nucleotide messenger RNA. RefSeq lists its product as uncharacterized. The record is from RefSeq and is a predicted model, not a curated record. Bases 1 to 1926 code for a protein of 641 amino acids. NCBI's taxonomy places the organism in Eukaryota, Euglenozoa, Kinetoplastea, Trypanosomatida, Trypanosomatidae. The transcript has a single exon.